Molecule: messenger RNA, 579 nt
Organism: Alnus glutinosa
Lineage: Eukaryota; Viridiplantae; Streptophyta; Magnoliopsida; Fagales; Betulaceae
Exons: 2
Coding region: 1-579 (192 amino acids)
Biological process (GO): DNA integration
Molecular function (GO): nucleic acid binding
Source: RefSeq, a predicted model, not a curated record
AUGAAGAAGUAUUUCAUCAUGCAUAAGGUUGCCACUCCAUAUCAUCCUCAGAAGAGUGGUCAAGUGGAGAUUUCAAAUCGAGAGAUCAAGAGGAUUUUGGAAAAGACAGUAAACCCGUCAACAAAAGAUUGGUCUCUUCGUUUGAAUGAUGCAUUGUGGGCUUACCAGACAGUAUUCAAAACCUUGAUUGGCAUGUCUCCUUACCGUCUCGUGUAUGGCAAAGCAUGUCAUUUGCUGGUGGAGUUGGAGCAUAGAGCAUACUGGGCCAUCAAGCAACUGAACUUCAAUCUCACGAAAGAUGGCUCAGAGAGGAAGCUCCAACUGAAUGAAUUGGAAGAGCUGAGGAAUGAUGCCUAUGACUGUGCAAAGUUGUACAAGGCACAGAUGAAGAAGGCUUAUGACCAGAGCAUUUUGAGACGAUCUUUUGAACCUGUUUUUCCUUAUGGGGCUAUUGAGAUUGAGGAUCCAAAAAAUGGUACUACUUUCAAGGUAAAUGGACAAAGACUGAAACCAUUCUUGGAGUUGCAGAGCUCGGAUGUUGAGACGACCCAUUUGGAGGAUCCGAGUUACUCGGAGUGA